Messenger RNA from Trichoderma asperellum CBS 433.97, 1062 nucleotides. RefSeq lists its product as uncharacterized. Gene Ontology annotation, molecular function: nitronate monooxygenase activity. The record is from RefSeq and is a predicted model, not a curated record. NCBI's taxonomy places the organism in Eukaryota, Fungi, Ascomycota, Sordariomycetes, Hypocreales, Hypocreaceae.
AUGUCCACCUCACAGGUUUUGAAAUGGUUUCCCUGGCUGCAGACUCCGGUAAUUGCCAGCGCGCCUAUGGCGGGGCCUGUCAGUCCAGAACUCGCAGCUGAAGUGUCCAAGGCGGGUGGUUUGGGCUUCUUGGGCUGCAUCGCAGAUCUCAGCGAGAACUCAUCGCAAGUCGUUCGGCUUGAUGCCGAGCUCAUCAAGAUCCGCCAGCUCCUCGGCGAUGACGCCACCACGCCCUCCGGCCACCUCCGCAUCGGCGCCGGCUUCCUUACCUGCCACAAAUCCGUCGUCAACUUCGAGGUCACGACUCUGCCCAUCAUUCAGAAGCACAAACCCGCGGCGGUGUGGCUCUUCGCGCCUCACGAGAGCAUCCGGCCGCAGAAGGAGAUUGUUCGGCUGCUAAAGGGGCUUGAGACGCCGCCACGGGUGUUUAUUCAGGUGGGGAACGCGACGGCCGCGAAAGAAGCCAUCGAAGAUGGCGCGGAUGUGGUUGUCGCCCAGGGGACGGACGCGGGAGGACAUCAGUAUGUAAGAGGGAUGGGCGUGGUGCCGUUGUUGUCUGAAGUGAGGAAGUUGGUUGAUGAGGGGGGUUAUGACGUUGCGGUUUUUGCGACGGGAGGCAUUACAAACGGGAAGGGAGUGGCGGCUAUGCUGACGCUUGAGGCUGAUGGCGUGGUUAUUGGUACAAGAUUCAUCGUUGCCAAGGAAAGCAUCCUACCCGAGUUCCGGAAGAAGAUCGUCCUCGAUGCAGUUGAUGGCGCCCUCUCGACGCUCAAAUCCACCUUCAACGACAAGAUUGCCGAUUCUGAUCUUUGGGGCUCCCUUUAUGACGGCAGAGCCGUUGUCGGCCCCAUACAUGAAAAGUUUCUCGCCGGGGCGUCGUUUGAAGAUUGCCACAAGAGCUUGAAGGAAGACUAUCCUCCUGAAGAGAGCGCUCGAUUGAUUGAUACUUGGGCAGGUGCUGGCAUUGGACUGGUGACAAAAGUGCAACCUGCAGGUGAGAUUGUGCGCGAAGUACGUGAGGAAGCCAAGCAGGCUAUCCGCAAAGUUGCAGCUCGUUUCUAA